Messenger RNA from Laccaria bicolor S238N-H82, 189 nucleotides. NCBI's taxonomy places the organism in Eukaryota, Fungi, Basidiomycota, Agaricomycetes, Agaricales, Hydnangiaceae. The record is from the annotation of a RefSeq genome assembly.
CCCCCCGAACGCAAGAUAUCCGUCUGGAUUGGAGGGUCGAUUCUAGCCUCUCAUAGCACGUUCCAGAGCAUAUGAUGCUCCAAACAGGAAUACGACAAGUCAGGUCCUGGCGCCGUUCACCGCAGUAUGUGUCUUUCACCCAUGUUCAUCGCACCCACCCACGAACGACAAGCGCCAACGGAUGACUGA